AUGCGCGCCCCCUCCCUCGCGCUCACCACCGCCGCCGCGGUGGCUACAACCCUCUUCAGCAGCCUCACACACGCCGCAACAAAAGGCAUCGUCAGCGACACCAUCGUCAGCGACGCGCAGGCAUGCAGCUCCCUGUGCGGGCUCAACGACGCGUGCCUCACGGCGCUGUACCACAGCAAGUGCCACGAGUGCUGGCUGCUGGACUGCGCCCUCAAGAGGGAGCCCCAGGGCUUCUCGGCGGUGGGCAAGUCGACCAUCAAGCCCAAGCCCGAGUGCGACGCCGGCGUGGUGCCGCCGGUGCCGACCGAGUGCAAGAAGGCGGACGACGGAGGCGAUUCGGGUGCGUCUUCGAGCAGCGCCAUCAGCGGUAGCGCCAGCGGUACGGUAGCGAGCAAGACGGACGCGACGGGGGCGACGGCGGAUAAGACGACGAGUGCGGGCGCGGCGACGGGGACGAAGGACUCGGCGGCGGGGGGGAGGCUGGAUGCUUGGGGAAGGUCUUCGUCUUUGGGGGUGGUGGUGGUGCUUGCGGCGGGGGUUGUUGCGGCGUUUGCAUGA
Messenger RNA from Purpureocillium lilacinum, 558 nucleotides. RefSeq lists its product as uncharacterized. The record is from RefSeq and is a predicted model, not a curated record. Lineage: Eukaryota; Fungi; Ascomycota; Sordariomycetes; Hypocreales; Ophiocordycipitaceae.